AUGGGGAGAACCAUUUUGCUUCUCAUCACUGUGGUCCUCGUAUCUUAUUUUGUUUAUACCCCUCUUCCAGGUGAUAUUGAAGAGCCUUGGAGACUGAUACUCGAAAUAACAACAGAAAAUGUAUACACGAAUUUGGCUUCUAUUUCUGAAAUUCUGGGAAUCAGUCAUUUCAUGAGCACAAUACAAUUGUUUUUGAGUCUUCAAGAAGUCCCAGCCACUUCUGAUGAAAAUGUCACUGUGAUAGACACGGCUUUCAGCAGUGUUCCUGUUCGCAUAUACAUGCCCAAAAGGAAGUCAGAGACUCUCAGGAGGGGCCUGUUUUAUAUUCAUGGUGGUGGCUGGUGUUUGGGGAGUGCAGCUCUUUCUUUGUAUGACCUUCUGGCAAGAAAGACAGCUGAUAGACUCGAUGCUAUUGUCGUGUCAACUGACUAUGGCUUGGCCCCCAAAUAUCAUUUCCCACGUCAGUUUGAAGAUGUAUACAGUGCCUUACGAUGGUUCUUACAGGAAGACAUUCUUGAAAGAUAUGGCGUAGAUCCUCGAAGAGUUGGUGUAGCUGGGGACAGUGCUGGUGGGAACUUGGCUGCAGCUGUGACCCAACAGCUCAUACAGGAUCCAGAUGUCAAGACAAAACUCAAGGUCCAGGCCUUAAUAUAUCCUGCCCUUCAGAUUCUUGAUAUAAACUUACCAUCAUAUCAAGAAGGUAUAUAUUUUCCAAUUUUAACUACCUCCUUGUUGGCCAGGUUUUGGAGUGAAUACUUUACUACAGAUCGAACCCUGGAGAAAGCCAUGCUUCUUAACCAACAUGUACCUCUGGAAUCCAGCCAUCUGUUGCAGUUUGUGAACUGGAGUUCCUUACUCCCUGAGAGAUAUAAGAAAGGUCACGUCUACAAAAGUCCUACUCCUGGUAGUUCUGAACUGUCUAAAAAGUACCCAGGAUUCCUCGAUGUGAAGGCAUGCCCUCUGUUGGCCAACGACAACACUUUGAGUCACUUACCUCUGACCUAUAUCAUCACUUGUCAGUAUGAUGUCCUAAGAGAUGAUGGACUCAUGUAUGUGACGCGGCUUCAGAAUGUUGGAGUUCAGGUGACACAUCACCACAUUGAGGAUGGAUUCCAUGCAGCGUUUACCCUUCAUGGUUUUAAAAUUGCCCACAGGAUGCAAAAUCAGUACUUGAGUUGGCUUAUGAAAAAUCUAUAG
Messenger RNA from Chionomys nivalis (European snow vole), 1197 nucleotides. Its product is annotated as arylacetamide deacetylase-like. Gene Ontology annotation, molecular function: triacylglycerol lipase activity; serine hydrolase activity. The record is from RefSeq and is a predicted model, not a curated record. Gene Ontology annotation, biological process: positive regulation of triglyceride catabolic process. NCBI's taxonomy places the organism in Eukaryota, Metazoa, Chordata, Mammalia, Rodentia, Cricetidae. The transcript has 5 exons. Gene Ontology annotation, cellular component: endoplasmic reticulum membrane. Bases 1 to 1197 code for a protein of 398 amino acids.